Molecule: messenger RNA, 1233 nt
Organism: Aureococcus anophagefferens
Lineage: Eukaryota; Pelagophyceae; Pelagomonadales; Pelagomonadaceae
Exons: 1
Coding region: 1-1233 (410 amino acids)
Molecular function (GO): calcium ion binding
Source: RefSeq, a predicted model, not a curated record
AUGCGGCGCUCCUCCAUCAUCGCGCUCGCGCUCGUCGCCACCACAACAGCCCUCGUGCCCAUCUCGCACCGGCCCGCGCUGCGGCGCCUGCGGUCCGCGACGCCGCGCACCUCCGCCGCACCCAGCUCCACGGCCCGCUUCGCCGCCCACGACGACGAGUCGCCCGAGGCCCUGCUCGCCCAGGCGAACGCGCUCCGCGCCGAGGCGCAGGCGCUCGAGUCGUCCAUCCGCGAGGAGCAGGAGGCGACGCUCCAGCAGGCGCUCGACGCGGCGUUCGCGGCGGCCGACGCGAACGGCGACGGCGUCGUCACCGUCGACGAGCUCCGCGCCGCGCUGCGCACGGCCUUCGUGGCCGAGGCGGCGGACGGGCGGAGCGCGCGCAAGUUCGAGGCCCUGCUCGACGACGGCGACCGCCUCGAGCGCGUCGUCGCGUCGCUCGACGACAACGGCGACGGCGUGCUCCAGCCGUCCGAGUUCGUGCCCCUCAAGGAGAUGCGCGCGCGCCUCGAGGCCCAGUGGCGCGAGGACCGGUCCGCGGCCUCCAAAAUCGCGUCAGCGAAGUCCGCCGAGGAGGACGUCGAGCGCACGCGGCGCGAGCGGCUCGACGCGUGGGAGGCGAUCUCGAACAAGACGGACGCGCCCGCGCGCGCGCUGGCCGUCGGCGCCUACUUCCUCCCGGCGCUCGACAUCCUCCCGCCGGCGCAGCCCGUCGACGACUUCAUGGCCUCCGUGCCCGUCGACGGGCUCCUCGGCGUCGGCGCGCCGGAGCCGUCCGCGGUCGCGGCCGCGGCGAACGGCGCGCUCCGCGCGCUCGACAAGGUCGACGUCGCCUUCCACGCCGUGCCCUUCGGGGGCCUGCUCGCCUUCAUCCUCCUGUCGAACCUGGCGUCGAACGCCGCCGCGCCGCGGUUGGCGAGGUUCGCGGCGCGCCACGCGAUCGUCAUCGACCUCGCGUCCGCGGUGGGCCUGCCGCUGCUCCUCGUCAACGACGCGUCGGCGCCCUACGCGCGGCCCCUCUUCGCGUCCAUCAUCCUCGUCUCCGUCGUCGCCUCGGCCCUCGGCGUCGAGCCGUCCUUCGCGCCGGGCACGGGCCAGCUCACGAAGAAGUUCACGGACGACUUCGAGGCCGUCGUCAAGCAGGUCAUCUCCGCGACCGUCGGCACGAACCCCGUCAACCUCGUCGAUCUCCAGGAGCCGCCGAAGGACGACGACAAAGACGAGAAACAAAAGUAA